This is a messenger RNA of Drosophila suzukii, 590 nucleotides long. Lineage: Eukaryota; Metazoa; Arthropoda; Insecta; Diptera; Drosophilidae. The record is from RefSeq and is a predicted model, not a curated record.
CUUUAUCUACUUUAAGACAAUUAGGGUUAAUGAUAAGAAUUUUAUCAAUAGGAUUUUAUAAAUUAGCUAUAUUUCAUUUAUUAACACAUGCUUUAUUUAAAGCAUUAUUAUUUAUAUGUGCCGGGGCUAUUAUUCAUAAUAUAAAUAAUUCUCAAGAUAUUCGAUUAAUAGGAGGUUUAAGAAUUCAUAUACCUCUGACUUCCGCUUGUUUUAAUGUUUCUAAUUUAGCAUUAUGUGGGAUACCUUUUUUAGCUGGAUUUUAUUCUAAGGAUAUAAUUUUGGAAAUCGUUAGCAUUAGAAAUAUUAAUAUAUUUUCAUUUUUUUUAUAUUUUUUUUCAACAGGUUUAACUGUAAGUUAUUCUUUUCGAUUAGUUUAUUAUUCAAUAACUGGGGAUUUAAAUUGUGGAAGUUUAAAUAUAUUAAAUGAUGAGUUGAGUAAUAUCCGAGGUAUAUUAGGUUUAUUAAUUAUAGAAUUAUUGGGGAGAAUAUUAAAUUGAUUAAUUUUUCCUAUUCCUUAUAUAAUCUGUUUACCUAGAUAUUUAAAAUUAUUAACAUUAUUUGUUUGUAUUUUUGGGGGGCUAUCAGGCUAU